AUGACCAUCUACCACAGCUGGAAUCGCAGUCUUGCUGGAAAGGAAAUGCAAGUGACGGUAGCGGCUCUGUCAACGCUCACCAUCUCUCAGCAACAGGGACACGAGGAGCAAGAGCAAAGCCAAAUGCAGCAGGAGAAACGAGCGCUCGCCAAAUCAACAGCAGCGCCAACGUUGACAUUCUCUGUGCGGCCGUAUUUCGGCUGGACAAGGCGUCUCGAGGAUCAAUGCGUUCCGUCUCCGUCCUUCAUCUCCCAUCCAACCCUCCUUGUUGAAGGCCCAUACGGGUACCACAUCUCAUUGCACGGUUAUAAUAACGCUCUCAUGAUCACGGGCGGGACAGGGAUCAGGGUUGCAACUGCGUAG
This is a messenger RNA of Aspergillus calidoustus, 363 nucleotides long. The record is from the annotation of a GenBank genome assembly. Lineage: Eukaryota; Fungi; Ascomycota; Eurotiomycetes; Eurotiales; Aspergillaceae.